Molecule: messenger RNA, 2442 nt
Organism: Thlaspi arvense
Lineage: Eukaryota; Viridiplantae; Streptophyta; Magnoliopsida; Brassicales; Brassicaceae
Source: the annotation of a GenBank genome assembly
CAUAACACUACACCUUAAAACUAAACACGCAAUUGAUGCCUUGUUCAUUGUUUUUCAUAAUAUAUUUCUAAUACAAAAAAAAUGAAAGGAGUGACAUUUUAUAGUUUCUGUUACCAUAAUUACUACAUCGUGUGUCUAAUGGUGAUCAUAUUGGUGAACGAAUCUCAUCAACAUUUACAUGGAAUCUCCACCCAAAUAGCUAACACCAUAACCGUCGAUCUUAACGGCGAGGGAAACUACAAAACGGUUCAAAGUGCGAUCGAUUCAAUCCCUCUUCAAAACCAGAACUGGAUUCGUAUUCUCAUAAAAGAGGGCGUUUACAUAGAGAAUGUAACAAUACCAAUAGGUAAAGGAUACAUAUAUCUGCAAGGCGCAGGAAUUGAGAAGACGACAAUAGCUUACGACGAUCAUCAACUCACCAACACUAGCUCCACUUUCACUUCCUAUCCUGACAAUAUCAUUAUCUCUGGAAUAACUUUUAAAAAUACGUAUAAUAUCGGAUUGAUAACUUCUUCAAACAGACCGAUUAAACCGGCGGGAUGUACGUUAAAUUUAACGUUGGGAAUCUACGCACCGGAGAGAAUGUACGGAACAAUAACAGCGCAAGGAAGGGAAUCGCCGGAAGAUAACGGAGGGUUCGUGUUCAAAGGCUGCACCAUUACCGGAAACGGCAAAACGUUACUUGGGCGAGCGUGGAAACCUUACGCACGUGUCAUCUUUUAUAGUUCAACGUUUAGUGACGUAGUUUUGCCAAUUGGUUGGGAUGCUUGGACAGCUAAAGGCCAAGAGAGCCAUACAACGUUCGUGGAGUAUGGUUGCAGCGGAAGUGGAGCUGACACGUCGCAAAGAGUGCCAUGGAUGAAGAAAGCGAGUGCAAUAAACAUUGUUAGCUUCACCGAUAUUUCCUUUAUUAACCAGGAAGGUUGGAUUAAUAAGCUCCCUAUGGAGAGACGCGUCGGGAACGCCUUCCCCGGUCAACCACCGCCACCAGUUCCGUACUAUCAUAACAACAACAACUACAACCCUCACCAUCACCAGAUUCAUCCGCCUCACCACCAUAUCGCCGCCGUUGGAUUCCACCAAUACCCCCAAAACGACAACAGAGAUCAGCGUUUCAACCAGCCGCAUUUUGAUAACCAUUACCCCGCCCAACAACAACAACAACAGCACAAUAUGAUCGUUGACGCUCCGCCGUUUCCACCGACUAGUGGCUUUAGUCCUUCUCCUGUCAGCUUAAGGAAGAGACGCUCUCUGUCCUCUACCCCAGAUCCUAGUGCUGCUGAUGGUAGUAUUGCCAAGUUAUAUGUUGCGCCGGUCCCGAAGACAGCAACUGAAGAAGAUGUCCGUCAGGUGUUUGAAAAAUAUGGCAAUGUCACGGAGAUCAUUCUUCCCAAAGAUAAGAAUACCUGUGAACGAGCAGCUUACUGUUUUGUAAAGUACAAAAAGUUAGAAGAGGGUAGUGCCGCUAUUGCAGCUUUAACGGAUCAGUACACCUUUCCUGGGGAAAUGGCUCCAGUCAAGGUCAGAUAUGCCGACGCAGAACGUGAACGGGGUUGCCAACAGCUCAAACUCCAGAGAAACUCUAUGUUAGAUGCCUCAACAAACAAACAACAAAAAUGGAUGUCCAUGAGGUACGGAAUCAUUGAAGAUAUUUAUAUGGCACUCGAUGACAUGAAGAUUAGCCGUGGGUAUGCAUUUGUUCAGUUUCUUCGUAGGGAGAUGGCACUAGCGGCAAUCAAAGGUUUAAAUGGAGUCUUUACCAUGCGGGGUUCUGAUCAGCCUCUGACUGUUAGAUUCGCAGAUCCUAAAAAGCCCCGUCUAGGGGAACCAAGGUCUAACUUUAACGCUCCACCUGCAAUGCAACAGUUCGACCAAAAUUGGCAUCCACAACCAUAUCCCCAGUGGGGAAACAACGAGCCUAGAGCCGCUCAGCAUCAUGAUUUCGCUUCACAGCCGAAUCACUUCCCGCAGCAAAAUGCUCAAGCAGCAUCCGAGGUUCAUCAAGAUACUCCACCUCAAAAUUCUGAGACUGCCAUCGCCGAGACUAGAGGCGAUGGUCAGAAGAUUUCUAGCCAGUCAAACGCAUUCCCUGAAGACCAAAAUACAGUGAGCCCUGAGUGUGACUGGAGCGAACACACUUGUCCUGAUGGGAACAAGUAUUACUUCCAUUGUGUCACUUGCGAAAGCACGUGGGAGAAACCUGAGGAGUACUCCAUGUUUGAGAGAUGGUUCGACGAGCAAACAAGGCAACAAGAUGAUAAGCUUGUAUCUCCGCCGUUAAACAAUCAGAGCCAAGGGGAAAUCGAAGAAAACAGUGAGCAACUUCAGUCUCAUCCAAUGCAACAGACUACCAAACUCCAGCAACCAUCCUUAUCCACAGCGGAUGAGGAGAAGAAUUUAGUAUAUCCGUUAACUUCUUCAGGACUCGGAGCAUUUGGUAAA